This is a messenger RNA of Spirometra erinaceieuropaei, 441 nucleotides long. The record is from the annotation of a GenBank genome assembly. NCBI's taxonomy places the organism in Eukaryota, Metazoa, Platyhelminthes, Cestoda, Diphyllobothriidea, Diphyllobothriidae.
AUGCAGCAUCUGGCAAUGGUGUUUGACCGCCUUCAACAAUUCGGCGUUGUUCUCAACCCGUCCAAGUGCGUCUUCGGUGUGCACUCCCUAGAAUUUCUAGGUAAUCUGGUCGACUCCCACGGCAUUCAGCCUCUUCUCUCAAAGGUUGCCGCCAUUCGGGACUUUCUACCCCCUACGUCGAAGCAUCAGUUGCAACUGUUUCUUGGUAUGGUGAACUUUUAUCGCCGGUUUCUCCCGAACUGUGCCGAUACCAUCCCACCUCUAACCAGUCUCCUCUCGGGUUCUAAGCGCACCUUUGAACUUACACCAGCAGCACUCAGGUCAUUUGAGCAGUUAAAAGCCCUUCUGGCUGAUGCCGCCCUCCUGACUCUCUUUCAUGCUGAUGCAUCCAUAUAUCUGAUGGUCGAUGCCUCCAAUGAUGCUGUUGGCGCGGUUCUUUGA